GCCAGACGUUACAGAAGAGAGCAGAUGUAGUUUCACGCACCCACAAGUUUAAACAACGGUCGUCUUUAAAGUUUCAGUUCUAAUUUGAAAUAAAUUGUGCUGAAUGUGCUGAACUCGAGCUCGACGUAUUGGCAGAAGUCGCAAAAAGGAUUUAUCCUGGACUGGUGAACUGCUGAACUCGGGGUUUAACCUGCAAUGACCUCUGGGAUGUAUUUGGAUAACAGGACAGAGAUGUAUGCCUAUAACUCAUCCAUGGCAAACUCAUCAGGGGAAGAAUAUGAAUACGAAUACUAUGACGAUGAUGAACAUACAGAACUCAGGCAGUCACUCAAUAUCAUGUCACUCAUGGUCUACUGUCUGGCCUUUUUACUCGGAGUUGUUGGGAACGGCAUUGUGAUCUGGGUGUCUGGAUUCAAGAUGAAGAAGACAGUGAAUACAGUCUGGUUUCUCAACCUGGCGAUAGCAGACUUCCUUUUCACUGCUUUUCUGCCCCUCAGUGUGGCUUACACGGCUAUGGGCUUCCACUGGCCGUUUGGUCGUUUUAUGUGCAAAUUUAACAGCACCCUCAGUUUCCUCAACAUGUUUGCCAGUGUGUACAUCCUGGUGGUGAUCAGCGUGGACCGCUGCGUGUCUGUGGUGCGUCCCAUAUGGGCACAGAACCACCGGAGUGUGGGCCGAGCGUCUGCGCUAAGCGCUGCGGUCUGGGCCUUCGCCUUGCUCUUGAGCUCGCCGUACUUUGUCUUCAGGGACAUUGCGCCAGCCUACAACAACGAAAACAUAAUCAACUGCUUCAACAACUUUGGAUUUUUCGACGACGACAAAACAACGAAGGGGAUGGAGCUGGGACUCCGACGACUCCGGGCCAUGACCGUUACACGCGUUGUACUGGGCUUUGUGGUGCCUUUUUCUGUCAUUGUCUUCUGUUAUGCUGUCAUAAUCCAUCGCCUCAAAAGAAAUCGAUCGAUGUCUGGUCGCACUGGGCGCCCUUUUAAGAUCAUUGCUGCUGUGAUCGCUACCUUCUUCCUGUGCUGGGCUCCAUACCACAUCCUAGUGCUGAUUGAAAUGGCCAACCACAUGGCAACUGAGACUAACCCCACCUUAGAGCAUAUCAUAGUCAUUGGCAUUCCUAUUGCCACCAGUUUGGCUUUCCUUAAUAGUUGUCUGAAUCCAUUGUUGUAUGUGUUCAUUGGUCAAGAUUUUAAGGACAAGAUGAGGAAGUCUAUUCUGAAGGUGCUAGAGACAGCAUUCACAGAAGAGGUAUCUCGCACCAACACCUAUACAAACUCCAUGGUCACCAGUCGUGGCAAAGAACAUGGAAGUAAGUCUUUUUCUGAUGCAGAGGUGUAAUGGACAAAUGCAAAUGCUCUUUAUUUAUGAGAGGGCGUACUCUGUGGUGAUUUUAGCACUUAUAUAGACCUGUGUAGCAGCUCAAGCCUUUAGUUGAAAAUCAAAGGAAGUAUCUGGAUAGACCAAAAAUAAUUUUCUUUUAGGAGCAUAUUAGAAAUACAGAAAUAAAAUGCGCUACACUAAGUUGCAAAUAUUUUUGUCCAUGACUAUACUCUGUGGAGCAAUAGCUGAUGUAGUGAAAACAUUAAUAUAAAAAAGUGCAGAUAAUGAGAUAUGAGUGUCUGUUAAGACUGAAUGAUCCUUUUGGACAUUCAUACCAGUGCUUAGGAACGUCAACAUAUCACUGUCUGAAACAAGCUCAGAAAUUAAUGAAGUGUAAAGGACGUGGUAUCAGGGACUUCGUUGGACUGUGAAGUUAGCAUUGCUGGUUUUUAAAAUAGCAAACAUCAAAAGUAUAGUUUGUCUUUUCUGGCAGAUGACAGCUGACAGCUGACAGUCCAUGACUUAAAUUCUGCAAUAGAGAGCAAUGCAUUGUACCACUGCUAUCAAAAAGCAUAUAUUAAUAUCUUACAUAUUGCACAGUCUAAGCAUGAUUUUCCUCUGGUCUUUUGUUUUUUUAAGACUCAGCAGUCUUCCCUGUUAUAUCAGAUUAUUAGAAACACAUGUUAGACAGUUUUUCUGUUAGUUUUGUUUUACAUUGGUAUAAAUUUAGAUGAUUGGAAGACUUGCUCCACUAGCUAUCAUCACAGUACAGCUAUUAGACUAUACAUUUCUCAACUAUCAACACUGAUUUGCAACAAUGGACUAAUUCUCUCAACAAUGAAUUAGUUCUCGCAAGGAAUAACCUCAGUUACUAUGGCUACUAUGGCUUAAGAGGAAUUUAAGCAUAAAACAUUAGAUAAAAUUUAAGACUGUUCCAAAGAUGGAAGUAGAUUUAGGGAGAAUUAGAAACAAGCAAGUAACACUAGGACUAUAUUUUUCUUCUGGUGUGUAAUGAAUUUAUUAUUACAGGUCUAUUGUGUCAUCCUAAGUGCUCUGUGUAUGAUUUAGCACAGUGAAGACCUUAAUAGACAUUUAGCACUUUUUAUGCACUUCUUGAAAUGUAUGUAUACAGUGUAUCUUACUAAGUAUUUCAUUUAUGUCUUGCCACCCAAUUGGUUUAUCUAGUAUAUUUAUUUAGACAUUCUUCUUUACAUACUCUUUCUAAAUUGAUUGUGUUCCUUUCUUUUAUCACCCCUUAAAUGUAUUUUGUAGAUGUAAACCACUAACAACAAUAAAUGCUUUUAAAUACUUAAAUAAAUUAAUGUACAUAUGGUCAGAGUCAUCAUAAACCACAGUUUCUCUCUGAAGUCAUUCUGGAUUAAAUAUCUAUGUCCUGAAACUCUACCUCUGUAGCCAGGAGCAACUGAUUAACAUAUAACAAAGUAAUAUCAGAGGCACUGUUGGUGCUGGAUGCAAAGAAGAAGGUAUCACUGAAAUAUCAAACAUUGACUAUCAGGCAUUUUGGAACUGGAAGGUUAGGAUACAGCAUAAUGGCAAGCUUGGGAAUGCACCAGGAACGGAGGUCAGUUUCCUCCUUGAAUAGUUAUUCUGCAGAGAGGCUUGGGAAACAGGAAUAAAA
This is a messenger RNA of Electrophorus electricus (electric eel), 2968 nucleotides long. RefSeq names its product formyl peptide receptor 1 (gene fpr1). Gene Ontology annotation, cellular component: plasma membrane. Gene Ontology annotation, molecular function: G protein-coupled receptor activity; complement receptor activity. The record is from RefSeq and is a predicted model, not a curated record. NCBI's taxonomy places the organism in Eukaryota, Metazoa, Chordata, Actinopteri, Gymnotiformes, Gymnotidae. Gene Ontology annotation, biological process: complement receptor mediated signaling pathway; phospholipase C-activating G protein-coupled receptor signaling pathway; inflammatory response.